AUGUUUUGGACUUAUAACAUACUCACAGUUGGUAGGAGUGCUAUGCCUACAAUCAUCUUGGAUGGCAGAAUUGCAAUCAGGAAUCCUAGAAGCAUGACUCCUACAGGAAUAUGUUCAGUUCCAAUAGCUAUGCAACAAACUGCCUCAAGGGUGAAAUGGAUGGCUUGUAGUGUUGAGGAUGUCACCAAACACCUCUGCGUGAAAGGAACAGGGAACAGAAUUCAACGUGCCGAGAUUCACAACUAA
Messenger RNA from Sphenostylis stenocarpa, 246 nucleotides. NCBI's taxonomy places the organism in Eukaryota, Viridiplantae, Streptophyta, Magnoliopsida, Fabales, Fabaceae. The record is from the annotation of a GenBank genome assembly.